GCCCACUGAAGAAGAGCUUCAUCAUUCACAUGAAUGGGUUGAAGUUGAAGAUUGGGAUGAUGAUCUAGAUGAGUACAUUGUGGAUCCUGAUUAUGACAUCUUGGAUGGUGAUGAAGAUUUGACUACCGAGUUGAGGUCAAACGGUCAGUUGCCUGAAGAGAAUGAAGAGAAUGAAGAGAAUGAACAGGAUGAAGAGAACGAAGAGAAUAUUGGUGCUUCGCAGAACAGGGCUGGUGGGAGACCCAAAGGUAAAGCCCAAUUUGAGUCUGGUGGUGUUGACAGAACAAUUCACCAGGACACUGUGGGUGGUGAUUCAGAGUACGUAGAGUCUGAUGGUAAUAGAUCUAUUUCAGAUUCAGAAGAAGAGGGGGGGGGAGGAUUUUAAUGUGUUUGAUGAAGACCACGACCAUGAGGGUCCAACUUUCUCUAUUGGGAUGUUGUUCACUGACAGGGAGCAGUUUAAGAAGGCCUGCCGUGAGUGGGGGAUACACCACAGGUACCAACUGCACUUCCCUGUAAAUGAGAUAACAAGGGUGAGGGCAAAGUGCUACUCAAAGAGCAAAUGUAAGUUCUACGUGUUUGCCUCAAAGCUGCACCUCAAAGAUCCCAAUGACAACACAUUCCGAGUGAAGACCCUUGAUCUGCGCCAUACAUGUCCUAAAGUGAGCAAAAACUUCCACCUGACUAGUGCAGUCCUCGCCGACAAGUACUUAGAAGAAUUUAGAAACGAUCCUGAAUAUAAGUCUGAAGUGUUUGUGAAGAAGAUUCAGACGGACCUAAAACAAUCAAUAAGCAUUCAGCAGGCAAGAAGAGCAAGAAGGGCAGCAUUGGACAAAUUGGAGGGUGAUGAAGACCGGCAAUAUGAGAAGCUGUAUGACUAUAAGAGGGAGGUUUUGAGAACCAACCCAGGCAGCACGGUGGAGUUUAAAGAAGCAAGGGGGAAGUUCCAGGGAAUGUAUGUAUGUUUUGAUGGGUUGAAGCAGGCUUUCGUGAAUGGGAUGAGACAGAUUGUCUGUCUGGAUGGGUGCUGGUUGAAGGGUAAAUACGGGGGUCAACUUCUUUCUGCAACAGGGAUUGAUCCAAACGACUGUAUGUACCCCUUAGCAUAUGCCUGGGUUAAAACGGAGAACACGGAGACCUGGAUGUGGUUUAUUGGGCUACUAUCAGUUGAUCUGCACCUUACGAAUGCCGCUGUUUUCAUGUCCGAUAAACAAAAGGGUUUGUUGAAUGCUGUGAAGGAGUUGUUCCCAUAUUCAGAGCAUCGAUUUUGCUGGAGGCAUUUGUGGGCCAAUUUCAGGAGCACAUUUCACACGCAACACAUGAAGCCCUUCAUCUGGAACAUUGGAACAGCAACAUACAAAGCAGCCAUGGAUAGAGCAAUGAAAGCUCUGGAAGACAAACAUGACGCUGGCUACAAAUGGAUCAAAGAGAGGGACAGGAAACACUGGUGUAGAGCGCUGUUCAAAGAGGAAGUUAAGUGUGAUAUCCUCCUAAACAACCUGGCUGAAGCAUUCAACAAGUACAUACUUGCUGCAAGAGAGAAGCCAGUGUUGACAAUGUUCGAAAUGAUAAGGACGCAGCUUAUGAAGAGGAUUAAUGACAAGCAGAAGUUUGGGGGAAACAUGGAGGGUGAGCUGUGCCCAAAGAUCAGAAAGAAGCUUGCUAAAAUCAUUGAUUAUGGUUGGAAGUUCACCGCAGAUCCUGGUGGUAGCCCUCAGUGGCAGGUAGAGGGCCCAGGGGGCCAGUUCGUGGUUGAUUUGGCUAACAGAACAUGCACAUGUCGAAGGUGGCAGCUUAGUGGAAUCCCAUGUUCGCACGCUACACCAUGCAUAUAUGGAAAUAAUCAACGGCCUGAAGAGUUUGUGGAUGAUUGCUACAGUGUAGCUACGUAUCAGAGGGUAUACAGCUAUGUAAUCAACCCUAUGAAUGGGCCAGACAUGUGGGAAACAGACCCUGAGCCGGCUAAUAUCAUACUCCCACCAUCCCCAGUACAUAAGAAGAAGAGGGGCAGAAUACCAACGGCCAGGAAAAAAGAGGCGGAGGAACUAGAGAAACAAAGGGUUGAAAAAGCCAAGGAAGCCGCUGCAGGUAGGGAAAAGUUGCCAAGGAAAUGA
Molecule: messenger RNA, 2114 nt
Organism: Mercurialis annua (annual mercury)
Lineage: Eukaryota; Viridiplantae; Streptophyta; Magnoliopsida; Malpighiales; Euphorbiaceae
Exons: 2
Coding region: 333-2114 (593 amino acids)
Molecular function (GO): zinc ion binding
Source: RefSeq, a predicted model, not a curated record